AUGUCAUCGACUACGUUGAAAUGUAAUGUGUGUAAUAUUGUGAUUGAUGAGCUUCUGGCUUAUAUACAGAACAAAAUCUCGGUGUCCGACGAGGAAACCAUAGUGAAGAUAUGUGCAUCAACAUUUGCGAGUGAACAAAUAGAAAAAUCAAACAAGUUGCUGCUCGAAUCCCUACCCGCUGAACUGAGGAAAUCAAAUAGAAAAGGAAAGGUCCCGGGUGCAGGAAUAAACUUGAAGAGCGGCGCAUACCGUGACCGCUCGCUCAUUUAUUUAAAAAGUAAGCAUGAUACGGCCGUUGAUGAUAAAUGUGGCAAUCAAUUUUUGGAUCACGAAGCAAUUAAUACGUCACAUAAAAAAUUCACCAAUUUAAAUUACGGUGAAGGUAGAAAUAUGCCGAUACCGUGGCCGACUCAAAAGGAUCGCUGCGAGUCAGCCGAAAGUAAACGAGCGCGGCCGAGCUCGGCCGACGGCUGA
Messenger RNA from Arctia plantaginis, 474 nucleotides. The record is from the annotation of a GenBank genome assembly. Lineage: Eukaryota; Metazoa; Arthropoda; Insecta; Lepidoptera; Erebidae.